Messenger RNA from Talaromyces proteolyticus, 1374 nucleotides. RefSeq lists its product as uncharacterized. NCBI's taxonomy places the organism in Eukaryota, Fungi, Ascomycota, Eurotiomycetes, Eurotiales, Trichocomaceae. Gene Ontology annotation, molecular function: FAD binding. The coding region runs from base 1 to 1374 and encodes 457 amino acids. The record is from RefSeq and is a predicted model, not a curated record. The transcript has a single exon.
AUGUCAUUAAAAUUGGCCAUCGUGGGCGCUGGUCCAGCCGGGUGUAUGCUUGCUAGGUUGCUCCUCCACCAAUUACAACCUGACCACCUCAGCAAGACCGCUACCUCAUCCAGCGAUGUGCAGCCUAUAGAAGUAACCAUUUUCGAAGGGGAGCCAUCGAUUGACUUCCGAUCGCAGGGUGGCACACUAGACCUGCACACAAACACGGGUGUUUUGGCCCUGCAAAAAGCUGGCCUGUACGAGCAAUUCGAAGCACAUGCACGCUAUGACGGCGAAUAUAUGUUCUGGGGCGAUAAAGACCUUAGAGCGUACGUCAAACUAACCGGGGAAACCGGGCGGCCGGAAAUUGAUCGCGCGGAUUUGCGGAGGAUUCUAGUUGAAUCUUUACCUGAGAAUCUUAUACAAUGGAGGAAAAAAUUAGUUGACAUGAAAAGGAAAGAGGCAGAAAAGGGUGCAAAUCAAUGGGAGCUGGAAUUUGCGGAUGGAACCACAGCAUCAGGUUUUGACCUGGUUGUUGGCGCGGAUGGAGCGUGGAGUAAAGUUCGUUUUCUUACCUUAUCAGAGCAAAUGCCCUACUUCUCUGGAGUGGGUGGCUACAACUUUAUCAUCCCAGACGCCAAACGUACCGCGCCGGAUGCAUACGAAUUAGUGAAUAGAGGAAGUUGUUUCUGCUUUCACGGGGGUGACAAGCCUCACUCAGGGCGAGGAUUGAUGAGCCAGCAAUUAGCGAACGGGGACAUCACCGUUUCCGCAUACAGUGCGCGUUGGGAAGAUUGGGAGAAACACGCAGAUUACGACGUUAAUGACGGUGCGGCGGUUAAGAAAUUCGUGAUCGAAGAACAGUUUAGCGACUGGCAUCCGCGAUUACUUGACCAGGUCCGAAAAUCCGAUGAUAACAAUGUCACAUCUCGACCACUCUAUAUGCUACCGGUUGGGUUCACAUGGCCACAUCAGAAAGGCGUGACUAUAUUAGGCGAUGCGGCUCAUUUGAUGACUCCAUUCGCCGGUGAGGGAGUCAACCUUGCUUUUGAAGAUGCGAUGCAUCUCUGUGAUGCUAUCAAACAGACAAUUGAAAUCCUCAAACAGGGCGAAGAAAAGUCGUCUGUGGAGGAAAUCCUCGAUCAGAAUGUGGUUGUCUUCGAGAAGGACAUGAACCAACGUGCCACAUUAACUCAAACCCUCACCUUUGAGCAAACGACGGAUUUAUACUUGACACCAGGAGCACCGGGGAGUAUUGUUGAACGUUUUGUUUUGCGAAAUAUGAAGUUUCCUUUGCGUGGAGGAAAACGGGUUAUUUAUUAUCUGUUUUCUCCGGUCACCUCAGCAUUGGUUUACACCGGGUAUUGUGUUUAUAAAAAAUUCUUUUUGAAAUGA